AUGUACGAUUUUUGCCUCACUCUUCCCUAUGGCGGCGCCAUCGCCCUUGGCGGCCUCGUCGGCUACGUCAACUCGGGCAGCGUCAUCUCGCUCACGGCGGGCUUGGGCGCCGGCUCGCUCCUCCUCCUCUUUGGCACGGCCAGCUACCAGGAAUACCAGCAGAGCCCGAAGAUCUCGAAGCUCUGGUCGGGCCUCUCGCUCGGUGUCUCGUCGGUCUUGACGGUCGUCAUGGGCCUCCGCUACAAGGAGACGAACAGCCUCUUCCCGGCGGGUGUCGUCGCCGGUACGUCCGCAGCCAUGUCGGCCUUCUACCUGUACAAGCUCGCGAGCAACGACAAGGCCAGCUACAACAAGAAGAAGUAA
Saprolegnia diclina VS20 is the source of this 363-nucleotide messenger RNA. RefSeq lists its product as hypothetical. NCBI's taxonomy places the organism in Eukaryota, Oomycota, Saprolegniomycetes, Saprolegniales, Saprolegniaceae. The record is from RefSeq and is a predicted model, not a curated record. Bases 1 to 363 code for a protein of 120 amino acids. The transcript is spliced from 3 exons. Gene Ontology annotation, cellular component: membrane.